Molecule: messenger RNA, 4683 nt
Organism: Triplophysa dalaica
Lineage: Eukaryota; Metazoa; Chordata; Actinopteri; Cypriniformes; Nemacheilidae
Gene: phc2b
Product: polyhomeotic homolog 2b (Drosophila)
Exons: 16
Coding region: 1299-3830 (843 amino acids)
Cellular component (GO): nucleus; PRC1 complex
Molecular function (GO): protein binding; zinc ion binding
Source: RefSeq, a predicted model, not a curated record
CUGACAUCACGAAUGCAAAGGGAAUCAGGUGUUUGAGAUGCGCCGCCUGAAAUGAAGACGAGUGCUGCGGUAAAGGGAGGAGUCAAAAAACAGCUCGAAUGUCGGACACGCCCCUAAUCUCGCUGUUUUGUGUUCCUGUAAACAUGAGGAAUAGAAGACGUUUUUUAAUCGAGGACGAUGCAGAUGCAAUUUAAAAACCACUAUUUAUACAAGAAGAUGAGGAGAAUCAACGAAGCAGACACGCAUACACAAACACGUGGACCAGAUUUAUGCCAGUGUCUACCACCUCCCCCCGUCGAGAAACAAACACAGGACCACCAACAAGGGCGAUCACCCUCUGGACCAAUCAACAUGCUCGAAAUUAGCCGUCCAACCAAUCAGGUUAACCCCAGAGCCCUUUGGACUGUGUUUUACUGUGAUCUCCAUGCCCAGUUAUUUGAAUAUAUUUGCAUACAUUGAAACCCUACAGAACGCUCUGUGCACAAUUACCAGCGUGUUCGAGUAUUGACUUUAUAUCAAAUAAUAUAGAUUAUUGAACAUAAGUGCAUAAUGAAAGGGAAAAUUGGCUAAGCAAAAUCCCUGGCAUUUGCAUUCACUUCCGAGGCCCUUAUAGUUUAUUCAGUGUGUACAUUGUAUUUUUAUUAAUAUUCAAUUGAUAAUUCUAUGUGCAUUUGUGUUUUUUUGGGGGGGUAGAAUAUGUAGAAUACCUCGUUUUCCUUCAAUUUUCUAUAGUAAAACCAUAUUUAUUAUUUCUCACCGAUAUUUAUGAGUUAUAUAAAUAUGACUAAUUUCUUAAAUACCAUUCUUUGGACAAAUUUUAAACAAGCACAUCAUAUGUGUGGAUGUUGGACAACCCUUGCUUCUGGUCAUUUUGUGCUAAAACUUUGCCAUCAUGCGUUUCAAGCGAGGCGCCAUGAAAUCCCAGCGAGGAAUUAAAGCCCUUUGUGUUGCCAUGGUGCUGGUCGAGUGACAGAACAAGAAACAGGGGAGGGAUUUAGGGAGAAGGGGGAGGGACGCCAAACCACACUCAGCGUUCCCAUUGGCUGAAGCCGUGUCACAUGUGACCUUUGGAAUGCAAAUGCCUGAUCCCCCCUCCACUUUCACCCUCUCUCUCGCUGUCUCUCUCGCUGGUCUGCGGUAAGCUUACGGCACAAACACAACCCAGAAAUGGUGUAGGAUAGCCGGAAAGCAGGAAGAAAUCCAAUCCAAGAAGGGAAAGGCAACGCCAGAGCGUAAGCUUGCGUCGAGUGUGGCAGCGGGGAGGUCGGGGUUCAAAGGUAAAACAUCGGGGUGGCACGAUGGAGGGCGAGCACAGCGCGCCCGCCUCCAGUGCCAGCAGCAGCACGGGUACCAGUACCUCCACCACAAACUCCACCAGCAGCUCCACGGCUAGCUCCACCAGCAGUGGAAGACAAGGCAUUCCCCAGAUAUCUGUGUACAGCGGCAUUCCCGACCGACAAACUGUGCAGGUGAUCCAGCAGGCCUUGCAGCGGCAGCCCAACACAGCGGCGCAGUACCUGCAGCAGAUGUAUGCGGCUCAACAGCAGCAUCUGAUGCUACAGACGGCCGCAUUACAGCAGCAGCACCUCAGUACGGCGCAGCUGCAGAGUCUGGCAGCAGUGCAGCAGGCCAGUUUUGCAGCCGGUAGACAGAAUUCAAACCAGAACGGGACCUCGUCUACUCAGAGCGGACCGUCGCAGACCACAAUUAAUUUAACCACUUCCCCCGCCGCUGCUCAGUUGAUCAGUCGCGCUCAGAGCGUAAACUCCGCCCCCUCUGGGAUCUCCCAGCAAGCUGUGUUGCUAGGCAAUGCAUCCAGCUCCACCUUGACGGCGAGCCAAGCCCAGAUGUACCUGCGGGCACAGAUGGCUCAGCAAAGCAACUUGGUACAUGUGGCCAGGAGUCUGGGCCGAGCCGUUCCUCUCUCCUCACAGCUGAUCCUCGCACCUACAGCCACAGUAACCGCUCUGCAGUCCGACACUAAUGCAGUCAACAGCACACAAUCUGCAUCUGCACAGGUACAAAAUCUCACCCUGCGCAACCAGCAGGGGGCGUCUUCCACCUCUGCAGGCCUUCAGGCUCUUAGUUUAAAGCAGACCCCGGUCUCCAUCCAACCCACCCCGCUCAUCAAGACCCCCAGCUCAGGCGCCGGAGCCGGGAAGAGCAACUUGACCACGGCUUCCUCAGAGGACAGGAAGAAAGGAGAGAUUGAAGCACAGACGGAAAUGAAAGCGUUGAACAUGAGCCGUAGUGUCUCCUCUUCACAUCACCUGAUCGCACCAGCGUACGCUCAGAUCCAGCCCCAGGCCCUGAUCAAACAACAGCCUCAACAGUUUAUCAUUCAUCCACAAGCCCCGCCCACUUCCAGAACCCAUCCCCAAUUACUACAGACCGCCUCCGUCCAGCCUCACCAACAAACAGGCUCAUUGACCAUCCAGAACACCACCCAGACCACCACCAUAGCAGGGAUCAUUCCGGUUCUCCCCAAACCGGGGCUUUACACCCAGGGAUCAACGCAAAGUCAUCAAGCUACCAUCUUCCAUUCCACCAUUAGCCAUCAUAGCAUCGGUCAACAUGGCUCUCACUCGGGCCUGGCGCACGCCAAAGCGCAACCGGUGCAGCUGACAGCCAUCAACCUCCAGAUCCAACCCACACAAAGCCAGGCUUCACGACUAGCUCAGGAUGAUAAGGAUAAACCCACAUCUCUGGUUUUAAGAGAGAUGUGCCCACCGGUGCAAGUGCAUCCGACUACAACAUCCCAGGGCACGGACCCUCCAGAACAAUCCAAAGCCGAAACUGCUAACGCUACGUCUCAAACGCAAGCCUCUGUGGAGACAGCGUGCGAACCCCCCGGACCGCAGGUGACCCCGGCCAUGACCCCGGGAGCCUCGAGCGAGCCGCCGGCAGUCGUGACUGGAAGCGCGCCGCAAAACGGCGAGAACAAACCCCCUCAGGCCAUAGUAAAGCCACAUGUGCUGACACAUGUCAUCGAGGGCUUUGUUAUCCAGGAGGGAGCCGAGCCGUUUCCAGUGGAGAGACCUCCUGUUCGGGCAGACAGCCCCAAGAAACCAGACACUCAGCUUCCCUCUGAUCCGGAGAAAACCACCAGCAGUAAUUCCUUCAGUGCCACAAACUCGGACACAGAGGAGACUGGACCACAAGACACAAUAGCUCAGGAGGAGCCAGACGAGCCCAAGCUCACCUGUGAACUCUGCGGAUGGGUCGAUUUUGCCUACAAAUUUAGGGGGUCAAAACGGUUCUGUUCCAUGGUCUGUGCUAAAAGGUACAAUGUUGGUUGCACAAAGCGGAUUGGUCUGUUCCACCCAGACAGAACUAAAACAGCCAAUCGGUGGAGGAGGAGAUCUCACAGUCACAGAGGCAGGGAGGCCAAAAAACAGAGGCUCUCUGUGUCUCAGCAAUCUCAGGGCGAAUCUGUGUCCUCGCCACUUCAAUCUCAGCCCAGUCAAGGAGAGUCCAGUCCCUGUUCGGAUAUCUCCAGCUAUGAGGAAGCAACGUCACCGCUAUCAGCAGCCAGUUCUGGACCAAUCGGCUCUCAGGGUGGGGUCGUCGCUAAUGAUCCCGAGGAACUUCCUCUCCUCCGUCAGCACUUCCUGCCGUGUGACCCCACCAAAUGGAAUGUGCAGGAGGUGUUUGAGUUUAUCCGCUCUUUGCCCGGUUGCCAGGAGAUUGCAGAUGAGUUUCGUUCUCAGGAGAUCGACGGACAGGCCAUGCUGCUAUUGAAGGAAGACCACCUAAUGAGUGCCAUGAAUAUUAAAUUGGGACCCGCCCUGAAGAUCUUCGCCCGCAUUAACAUGCUAAAAGAUUCCUAGUCUAAACUUGACACCCCAACUGCACUACAACAUUUUUUAAAUAUACUGUAUAUAAAUAAAUAUAUCUUUGUGAAGUGUAAACCUGCACUUCUUCGUCACAAGAACUGAAGUGAAUUCAGGCAGAAAAUGACUCGCCUACCUAUGAAGAAUCGCACAAAUGAUUUAUACCAAAUGGAUGGAUCGUAAAUUGAUUAAAAAAAAAGAUGGAUCAGAGAUUUGUGGCUUACCUGGUGAUCAUAAAUAUUUGGGUAUUGAAGAUCAAACGCGGCCGAUGCCCGAGCAGAACCAUGAUGUGGGUUCAUAAUCCCACAUUCUGUAACAGAUACUGUAUAUCUGAGCUGUACAUUAUUUUUUAUUGUUUUCAGGUAUGACUUUUAUUCUCACGUCUUAUUGUACAUGGCAGAUGCUUUUGUAUAAAUGUUGAAGUAAAUUAUUCUUACCUUUGUGUGUGAGUAUUUGUUACAGGGUUGUAAUCGCAGCAAAUCGGUGCUAUUUAUCUGUCACGGUUGCUUUCAGAAGACUUGAAUAAUAGAAGCACAGAAACAUUAUUCAGUUUUGAACCUGAAAAAGGAUACCAACAGUACGGAAACGUUCCUGUCACAGCAUCUCAUGCUGUGUGUCAGUACAGACAUGCUCCAUCCAUCUUAACCUGGUCCUGAGAUGCACAUGAGAUUGUAUUUAACUUGAACAUUGAGAAUGAUGCUUGGUUGUUUUUAAUCGUGCUGGGAUUUGUCAUUGUAUGUUGAUAGGAUUGUGAUGUGUUUUUGUUUAGUACAAUGCUUUGUGAAAUGCCUGUAUUUAUCAGAUGAAUCAAAUUUGUAAUAUAACAUUUUUUAAUGAAGGAUUUACUGUA